Messenger RNA from Nematostella vectensis (starlet sea anemone), 2284 nucleotides. RefSeq lists its product as uncharacterized. The record is from RefSeq and is a predicted model, not a curated record. The transcript has 3 exons. Bases 126 to 2054 code for a protein of 642 amino acids. Lineage: Eukaryota; Metazoa; Cnidaria; Anthozoa; Actiniaria; Edwardsiidae. Gene Ontology annotation, molecular function: protein binding.
GGCACGCGCAUCACAUUCGAAACAUUUUAAAAAAUCACGACGCAAUUUGAAAUCAACGGUAAGCGCGCGCAUUCAAUGUACCUUUACGACACCUUCAAAAAAUUAUCUCAACAAAACCAGUAAGAAUGGAGAGUCUUCCAGAAGAGAUGAUUGCUCACAUCCUUUCUUUUUUUCACCAAAUUUAUGGAAAAUUAUUACUACUAAGGACCGUGUGUCGUAAAUGGAAAAUAAUAAUUGACAGUUCUUCAGUGCUUUGGAAACACAUUCAUCUAGACGAUACCCCAGAUUAUUUCUCUGGAAAGCGGUACCUCAGAUUUCAUGGCAACCUCCGAGUCUGCCUGACAAGAUACAAGAAAUAUAUUCAUUGCAUUCGCGCGGACGACCAAAAGUUCUUUGAGAACAUUGAAAUCAGAAAUCUUUUGGUGAAUUUGACGAACCUCCGUAAGCUUGACAUCCCGAUUCUGCGUUGGACACGGUACUUUGCUAACACUCUUUUGAGUAGAAAUCUCCUCAAGCAUGUGACGAUCGAUGAUUAUCAAAGGGAAGGGUUUUAUAAUAUCCCAGAAUUCAGCGUGAGAGCAUUACAAGCCGGUGUCCGCUCAUGGGAUAUGAAGUCAAUCAGUCGAGUCUUGCCAUCCUUGGAAGUCCUCUCCUUGAGUUGUCGACGCGACAAGCUUAUCCGGUUGAACAUCGUCUCCAUUCUCGGUAACCUUCACCUGAAUGAGCUCCACCUUAACGUGCGACCUGAUAUGCGACGAGCGGGUCGAGUACCGAUCGUGGGGGUACCCCCUUUACGGGAACUGCUUCACACACAGCAUGCAAAUAUUCUUACAACUCUUGAAAUUCGUUGUCUGCCUGUCAGCAUGAAUGAUGCGGUGUUAUUUACUAAGGGCUUCAAAAGUCUCCAGCAUCUCACCCUUGGAUGCAUUUCUACAACAAACGAGGAUAAUACUACGCUCGAAUUGCGGUCUGAGAGUUUGAAGAUUUUGCACUUGUCCUUCAUGAGGAAUUGCACGAUCGAAAUCUUGAAAUGCGAAAUGCAUUGUCUUGAGGGAAUAGCGAUCACGGAGUGUUAUAAUAUCACAAGCCUUGAGAUAGAUGCCAGAAUCUUACUAACUCUGACGUUGCGCAAUAAUUGCUCACUGAAGAACAUUGAGACAAAGUGUAGCAGGCUAUCAGACAUGGAGGUGCGAAACUGCGCUUGCCUUAAAUGGAAAGACUUUCAGAAAAUGUUGAGGGAGAACCAGGGAAUAAAGCGCAUGGAACUGGCUGACACUGAGUCAGAAUCCAUCGAAGUGAAUGAACGAGACGCGCCUAAUCUACGCAAACUCGCGAUCUCGGAAGCAGAUGUCGUGCUAAAGCGAGUAUAUAUCGAUUGCCCUCGCCUUGAAGUCUUAAAGAUGAUCGGAUCUUCGUCGCCAAGGAAGAGACCCCGAGGGCGUCACAAGGGCUGCAGUGCAUUUAUAAGCUCUGGGAGCCUGAGAAAGGUUAAGAUUUUGGAUGUGAUUUAUAUAGAACGUAUAAAUAUCAGGUGCGUAUCACUGAAGGAUUUACUGGUGGUCCGUGCAGGAUUGCUGUUCAGUGGGAACUCCCUCGCGAUUGAUUUGCGCGCUGCUGAGUCAGUAGGAAAUAUCAUGCUUAGUGACCUCGCCCUCAAGCAGAUCCAUGUCUACUCUCCACGAAUCGCUAACCUGAUGCUGCAGUCAUGUUGCCUAGCAACCGAGAAAAAGGGAAAAUGCAAGGUGAAGAUAAAGUGUGAGGUGAUAGAGGAGCUGCGAAUCAUCCGUAGCGGAAUCAAGCGCUUCACACUCAACGUGCCGUUUGUCAGGAGUUUGACUCUAGACUCGUGUCACAGGCUGGCGGCCCUUGACGUGGACCUGACAAAAGUGAAAAACAUAAGAGUUGAGCGAUGCCCUAAUCUCGCCACACACUACCAAGGGUUAAGGAACAAAAACAACGGAAAAAACAAUGAAAAGAAUACAGGAGGCAACGACGAUGACAGCCAUGAUGACGAGGUCGAUGAUGACGACGACGUUGAUGAAGUAAUAGAUUAGGGUGUGGUGUGGGGGUGGAGGCGGCUGUCUUAGUUUGGGAGCUUUAUCACGAAAGACCGGGUACAAAAUGAAUACAAUCGCAAAACGAAUCGUAAUAACAGUCAAAAAGUAGAAAGUGGGAGUGUUGUGCUGUCAACGUACUUCUAGCUAUCGAUAAUAUGAUGACAAUUCUGCCCGGGUUGUAUAGUGGCUCCCACACCAAUGAUUCAAUAAAGGAUCUUUCAGCUAUA